Messenger RNA from Ipomoea triloba (trilobed morning glory), 1054 nucleotides. RefSeq lists its product as uncharacterized. The transcript has 2 exons. The coding region runs from base 114 to 707 and encodes 197 amino acids. The record is from RefSeq and is a predicted model, not a curated record. Lineage: Eukaryota; Viridiplantae; Streptophyta; Magnoliopsida; Solanales; Convolvulaceae.
UUUGGCCACUAUUGUUGAUUUCCCCUCCACUACGUCCCGCUAUCACAGUCAAAGCAAAAGGCCCGACCCGUCAAUCCUGCCGGAAGGCUCCCUCCGUUCGCCAGCGCCGAUCAAUGUUGCUUUCCAGUUUGAAGCCACCGGUGGGUUCGCUUCCGUCUAGCUACCGGUUGAAUGGGCCAAGUGGAAAUGGUUCUGUGUCGGCAAUGUUAAGGGUGAAUGGCAAGCCUUCUAAGUCAACUACUCUUCAGCUAAAAGGUGGAGAAGAGAAGUUCCAAGCACAGGAAACCCUACCUGCAGUUUUGAGAAGAGAUGCCAUGCUCUUAACUGCUGUUGGGCUUGCUCUUUCCUUGCCAAUGCCUGCUGGGGCACUUGAAAUUGAUGUUAGGAGCAUAUUUGCAGGGAUACUUGAAGCACGUAGGGAAGCGCGUAGGGCAAAGGCCAGGUUUUUAAAGCGAAAAACUGAAGUGGACAGAAAACCGAAAAAUGAGAGCAAGGCCGAGUCACCAAAUGCAAAAAUUGAAGUCGAAGGCGAAGAAAACAAAGUGAAUGUAACUGGUAAUGAUGAAAAGCUAAAGGCCAAGAGUGAUGGUGAGGCGGCAAAGAAUGAAGGUGAUGAAAAGGAGCCGAGGGGGGAUGUUCCUCUUCUUCCGCCUCUACUGCUUCCUAACCUCCUGAAUGGUACACCUCAAGUUGCUCACGCACAAUGAAAACUUACAACACGUUUGCUUCGUAGAAUAGGCUUGGAAUGGAGUAGCGUUCUUGGGAAUAGGCCUAUUCCUUUGUUUGGUAAUGAGUUUUAUUUCCAGGAACAAUGUUCCCUGGGAAUGAGCUAUUCCCCUGGCAAGGGGAAUAGCUAUUACUGGUACCCCUUGAUAUUAGUGACUACUGUUUUAUAUGCUAUUCGUUCGUGUUUGAUUGAUACUGCCAUUGUGUAGCUUGUGAUGCUGAACUGAACCUUCUAUGGUGAGCGCAUCUGAGAUUGAUCGAUCUCUAAGCUCGAUAACUGGUUUCAUCAAUGUCUCAUGUUUAGCUCAUCGCCAUUUAUGGUUUUGAA